Daphnia magna is the source of this 1472-nucleotide messenger RNA. RefSeq lists its product as uncharacterized. Gene Ontology annotation, molecular function: single-stranded DNA endonuclease activity; RNA endonuclease activity; nucleic acid binding. Gene Ontology annotation, cellular component: mitochondrial inner membrane; nucleus. The coding region runs from base 69 to 1397 and encodes 442 amino acids. The transcript is spliced from 3 exons. Gene Ontology annotation, biological process: apoptotic DNA fragmentation. The record is from RefSeq and is a predicted model, not a curated record. NCBI's taxonomy places the organism in Eukaryota, Metazoa, Arthropoda, Branchiopoda, Diplostraca, Daphniidae.
GCUAUUCAUUAUGGUCGGUAUAGUAGGUGAAUAAAGAGGGCAAAACUUGUGAAAGAAUUGAAAAAAAAAUGCAUUUUUUAGUAAAGGACUUUCGGUUUAAAUUGUCUAUGCUUUUCGUUUGUUCCCAGGUUCUCCUCGUCUACUGCCAACGCGACGCAAACACUGAAUGCGAAUUCAAUCUAGACACGACAUCACCUGCAUAUCCGCCUCAUUUAAUCGAUGCCAAUUUGAAAAUCGUAAUGCCUGUAAUGCAGGGCACAACAAGGGUUAUCAGUUUGAAAGAAAGUGAACAAGUUACUGUCAGCUGUUUGGGCACGGGGAAUUUUCUAAAAGAGACUGGUUAUCAACGAAAUCCUGCAACUUGUACGGCCAAUUCCAAAUUAAAGCUGCAAAACGGGAUGGAACUUUCUUACGGCCAGUUAGGAUGUUUAAAACAAAAUCGCGGAGUGCUAGUUGAAAGAGGCUCGUGUGCAAACGGUCCUGGUACUCUGAUUCGAAACGGGUGGGAGUUUGACAACGAAUUCCUACCAUUGUACGACAUGUGCCACGACAAAAAUUUGGCAUUGAAUUACUAUUCUGUCAACGUUGUAUCUGGUCGCUCGGCUAAUGCCGGCGACAAGGGCAACAAACGCCCGCCCUUCAGUCAAGACAUCUACUUUCCCGGGAUAAACGUCAGUGUGGCUUACACGCAAAAACAACAAACUCAAACUAUAGCUAAAAUCUUGGGUUCCGAGCAAUUGGCUGCAGAGUACAUUAAACCAAAUUCACAAUACUUUUUGUCUCGUGGGCACAUGUCACCUAAUGGAGACUUCAUUGAUGCUGCAAGUCAAGAUGCUAGUUUCUACUUUACGAACACGGCGCCCCAAUUUCAAACAUUUAACGGUGGGAACUGGAGAUUACUAGAAAAUGGCAUCCGCACUGAAGCACUUAGCCGCCAACUUGAUUUGACAAUUUACACGGGAACCUUUUCUGUGAUGACCUUGGCUGACAUCAACAAUGUUCAACAACCCAUCUAUUUGGCAUUUGACGAAAAUAACAACGGUCUAAUCCCAGCUCCAAAAUACUACUGGAAAUUGAUUCACGAUCCCAUUUCAGACACUGCCACGGCUGUGAUCGGCAUUAACAAUCCUUACCUGAACCCAGUGAAGGAAGAAGAUAUUAUUUGCCCUAACGUCUGCGACCAGGUUCCUUGGGUGAAUGAAGCCAUUUUGGCGUUAACAGACAUCACCAAAGGUUACACUUUCUGCUGCACAGCUGCUGAUUUGCACAAGGCUAUUAGUUAUGCACCAGACAUCAAUGUCCCACUUUUCGGCAGUGCCGCUACUAAAAUUAAUAUGGUCGAUAUUGUUACACUUACAUGUCUUUGUAUCUAUGGAUACUUGUACCAGAGAGUCUAAAUUAGGGAAGCAUUCGCUGCUAUCCCCUUAGUGGACGUUUUACGCAAUAACAAUAAAUUGACAUUCUGAAAUUCA